This is a messenger RNA of Mugil cephalus (flathead mullet), 3184 nucleotides long. RefSeq names its product vasodilator stimulated phosphoprotein b (gene vaspb). NCBI's taxonomy places the organism in Eukaryota, Metazoa, Chordata, Actinopteri, Mugiliformes, Mugilidae. The coding region runs from base 548 to 1798 and encodes 416 amino acids. The transcript has 14 exons. Gene Ontology annotation, molecular function: SH3 domain binding; profilin binding. Gene Ontology annotation, biological process: actin cytoskeleton organization; positive regulation of actin filament polymerization; axon guidance. The record is from RefSeq and is a predicted model, not a curated record.
UGAAGCUGGCGGGUUGGGCUCAAUGGUUGGCCAGAGCUAGACUCCAGACAUUUACACGGUCCUACCGAGGGACAGAGGGAGGCAGACAAGCCCAGCGCCAGGCUGUGUGUCCGCAAACAGUCCGGGAAACAAGCUGAGAGUGCGAGGGGAGAAGUUUCCAGGUGUAGCCUCUUCUUCUUGUCGCCUUCCCUUCUUCGCCUCUCAAGAAAGCAGUGUGUGUGGGAUAGUGAUUGGAGUUGACAAGCCCGCUCCACUACUGUAUCUACUCCCUCCUCCUCUUCCUCCUCCUCCUCCUCCUCUUUGCUCCCGCUCCUCACAACCAGGAAAUCGUCGAGGUGUGCUUCUUUAUCCCGCUUGUGGCGACCCCGUUUUCGGGAGUAGAUGCGUUAUUUUUUUCCUCAAAAUUUUUGGUCGUCCUUUUUUUUUUUUUUUUUUUUAAAGAAAAUAAAUAAAACAAUUCAUUAAGUGUGACCUUUUAAGCCAGCCUUCGCCUCUUGAAGUCAGCCGAAGUUGCCUACGAGCAGAGGAGCUCCACUCUGGCCGAACAAUGAGUGAGUCGAGUAUUUGCCAGGCUCGGGCCACUGUGAUGAUCUAUGAUGAUGGCAAUAAGAAGUGGCUUCCUGCAGGCGCUGGACCCCAGGCCUUCAGCAGAGUGCAGAUCUAUCACAACCCCACCAACAAUGCCUUCAGGAUAGUGGGACGCAAGAUGCAGACAGACCAGCAGGUGGUUAUAAACUGUCCAAUCGUAAGAGGCCUCAAGUAUAACCAGGCCACACCCAAUUUUCACCAGUGGCGGGAUGCACGACAGGUCUGGGGACUCAACUUUGGAAGCAAGGAGGAUGCCACUCUUUUUGCCAAUGGCAUGGCCCAUGCUCUUGAUGUCCUCAACUCCAUGUCAGACGCAGGUUAUGCUACACUCCCACGCCCUGUGUCAAAUGGACCCUCUCCAGAAGAGCUUGAGCAACAGCGGAGGUUGGAGCAGCAGAGACUGGAACAGGAGCGACAGGAGAGAGAAAGACAAGAGCAAGAGCGGCAGGAAAGGGAGAGACAGGAGAGAGAAAGACAAACUGCUGCAGUCCAUAUUCCUCCAGCUCCACCCAUGGCCCCUGGAGGCCCCGUUCCUCCACCUGCUCCUCCUCCACCCCCUGGCCCUCCCCCAGCUGCCGGCAUCCCUCCCCCGCCAGGACCACCUCCCUCAGGUCCUCCACUUGCCCCGCCCCUUCCCUCUGGAGGAGGAGGAGGAGGAGGUGGAGGAGGAGGAGGAGAGGGCCUUGGUGGUGGUGGGGGCUUGGCAGCCGCCCUAGCAGGGGCUAAACUCCGCAAAGUAUCCAAGCAGGAGGAUGGAGCCCCUGCAGCUCCACUAGGCAGAGCUGACUCCAGCCGCAGCAGCAACUCUUCCAUCGGAGGAGGAGGAGGAGGUGGUUUGAUGGGUGAGAUGAGUGCUAUCCUGGCGCGAAGGAGAAAAGCUGCAGACACUGGAGAGAAGGUACCCUUGAAGACACAAGACAAUGAUGAUUCAGAGUCUCAAGGUCAAAGUGAAACCCUGAGAAGACCCUGGGAGAAGUCAUCCAUGGUCAGGAAUAACUCCAUCCCCAAGAGCAUGGACGCCUCGUCCUCAUUGCCCCAAACUCCCAGGGCAAAGAGCGUGAGCAGCAAUAAUGAUGCAGGUGGAAUGGAUGACUCAGAUUUAGAGAAAAUGAAACAGGAGAUCCUGGAGGAGGUGCGGAAAGAACUACAAAAAGUCAAAGAGGAAAUUAUUGGAGCCUUUAUUCAGGAGCUUCAGAAGAGAAGCACAUAGUUCUGCUGCGUGUCAGGUGUAUCAGAGGGAUGUGAUGGAGGCGGUUGAGGCCCGUUGGGACGUCUCCUCCACUGCGCCCUCUCAUGUAGCCCAGGGAUUUCUCUUUUUCUCCUACACAUUUUCUCUUUUCUCUCUCUUACACAGACACAUGUGAGCAUACUUGCUUAUUUGUACAACAUGCAUAUUCACUUCAUGUAAAUGGUAACCCAGGGAAACUCCUCGCGCCGCCACCCGGCACUUUUGACGAUCAUUCAGCUAUCGUUGUGGCGGUCAUCCCAUCUGUACCAUCUCUCCCCCGUUCAGUCACCCCUCAUGUCGUCUAUGUGUUCGCUUCAUCUUAAACCAUUUCAGAGCACAUAGCAUCCAAUUUUGUCAUCAUAAUUACCCUCUGCAGAAAUCCUUCUACUUGUGUCCUCUCCCUCCUGCUAUCAGAUGCACCAUUUACUGAUAGAGCAGUCUUCAGUAUUCAGGGACGAUGUAUUAGUCAUACUUUUUACUGUAAUGGCAAGAUGCUGGCAUGCUGGGAUCCUUUUUCCUCUCUUUCUCAGUUGGUUCGUAGCUUACGUCUAUAAUGGUAGUCCGGACGGAAAUACACCAAUAAUCGAGGAUGGAUCAGGGAACUUAUCUCCCUCACUACAGCAGCAGACCUCUAUCAAGUGGACUUCGAGCCCCCGGCAAAGACUAAAAAACUAAAACAGCACAACACAAGCCUUCACUGCUGCAACACAGAGAUGUUAGAGGAAGAGGAGAUGAGCAAAGGGAAUUUGAUGGACAACCAGAGUGCUGUCAAAGAGGAGUGUGUUGUAGUUUUAUGAGGUGUGAGAAAUUUUUUCUCUUUGCAUUGCACUUGUUCCAGAGGAAGUGUGUCUGUGUGCCACACUGCCUUGAUAUAGACUCUUCCCUCUCACUCAAAAUGAGAUAUUGUUUGUUGGCUGGUGCAUUGGUCCUACUGGACACUGUUUCGGCUCGUCGUUGUUCUCUUCCAUUCUAGCUGUGUUUUUUUUUUUUUUUUUUUUUUUUUCUUUUCUAAUUUUGAAACACGAAAAAUGGCCAUGAUGAGGUCAAUUAAUUUGGCCAUGACCAACUGCCUUGAAAAUAAAUAAAUAUAUAAAUAUAUAUAUAUAUAAGGAAUAAAUAUAUAUUUGUUUUGAGGGAAAUGUUAGCGAAAAUGAAAUGGUGUUUCUAUUUUAAUUGAAAUGACUGGUGAAUGGGGAUUUCUUUUCUUUUUUUUCAAUGAUUGUUUUCUUAUAAAAUGUUAUUUUGGGUUUACUGUUUCUUUUUUCUAAUAGAGUCUAGGCUUUUUACACUGAAAUAUAAAGAAAACAGCUUAGAGACACUGGAUUAGAAAUGCCUUUAUAGUCGAAUACAGCUGCUUCUCGAAAUGCA